GUAUUUUCCCUUCUGUGCGUACCUUGCCCUCUUCGUGAACCGUGCUCUUAUACCAAGUUGAUGCGAGUACGGGUUGAAUGAUUCAAGAACUCGCUUAAUCCCUCCAAGCACUACGCCAAGAAUGAUCGUGAUACGAUGAAACACACACACAAAGCCUUGAUAUGAUCAAACAAUGUUGAUCUUGAGUGGGACAGCAAUGGCUUCACUCACCACUCGGCCCUCACCCUCCAACCUCACCAAUGCUUCACUCACAAAGGCUAGAUGGAAAUGCUAUAAUCUGUCUUUGCUUCACUCACAAAGGAAGAAGAUAGGAUAGGAAAUACAACCUGAAUUUCCCCUUGAAGAGAACACCCCUUCUUGAUUCUAAUUUCUUAGAGCCAAAUUUUUAUUAACCAAAUCUGAAUGUUUACACAAGUGAGGGCCUAUAUAUAUAUGCCUCAAAUACCAUACAAAGGCUAUAUUAGCACAUGCCUAAUUAAAAAAAAAACACGUGCUAUUACAAGGCACUUAAAACAGAAACAGAAAGCAACAAAAACACUUAAACAAUUCUGAUCUGCAAAACAGUCGAGCAGCCCUCCUUCAGCUCAGCUCCUAGGACUCCACGUGGAUUCUUAGCAUAGUCCUAGGCCUUUGAUAGCUAGAUCGAAGUACCAAGAUUCCAUUUCCACUAUAACCCAGGUCUUGGAUGCAUAGGUUUGGUCUCCACGUGUCGUGCAAGGUGGCCUGGCCGCUAGUUUGCUGUGCUGUUCAGAAACCAUGAGCUGUUCCCAUUUCCACGUGUGUGAUGCUGUUCCUUGGUGCUACCUUGGCUUCCUUGUUCCCAAAACAUGAUCUUGGGGUUAUACUUUAGUCCUUGGAAAACAUCCUUGGCCAGCAACCCAACACUUGAUGCAUUUGCAUCAGUUGUAAAUUGGUAAUAAAUAAAUAGACUUGGAUAAAGUUCACUAUAUGGGCACUUUGCUUGAUGGGACCAAGUUUGAUUCCACCAGAGACAAUGUCCAGCCAAUCACUUUUAAGCUUGGCCAGGGCCGUAAAGGAUUGGAUAUGGGAAUUGUAACUAUGAAGAAGGGUGAAGUUGCAUUGUUCACAUUGCCUUCUGAUAUAGCAUAUGGGAAUGGUGGAAGUGAUACAGUUCCUUUGGAGUCAGUUGUUCAAUUUGAAGUGGAAUUGAUAUCAUGGAUUAUGGUAGUGGAUGUUUGCAAAGAUGGUGGAAUUAUUAAGAGAAUCGUGGGCAAGGGGCGAAAUGAUAAUCAGCCUAGUGAAUUGGAUGAAGUCCUUGUUAAGUAUCAAAUAAUGCUAUCAGAUGGUACUGUUGUUGCAAAAGCAGCAGAGGAAGGAGUUGAAUUUUGUGUCAAAGAUGGUCAUCUACUGCCAGCAUUGACAAAGGCAAUAAGGACAAUGAAAGUUGAAGAGAAGGUCAACUUGAUUGUGCAACCACAAUAUGGAUUUGGUGAUAUAGGGAAAGUCGGGGAACCUUUGUUGUCCUCUAUUCCCCCAAAUGCCUCACUGAACAUUGAUCUGCAGUUGGUGUCCAUGAAGCGAGUCAUAGAUGUAUGUGGUGAUUCCAUGGUGAUAAAGAAAAUUUUAGAAGAAGGGGAAAAUCUUAGUGUCGCGGGUGAAGGAGCAGCUGUAACUGUUAGAUACAUAGCAAAACUUGAAGACGACACCAUAUUUGACAAAAAAGGUUUUGAUGGUGAAGCACCACUAGAUUUUAUCACAGAUGAAGAGCAAGUGGUGCCAGGGUUAGACCGAGCAGUUGCGACGAUGAAGAGACGAGAGAAAGCUCUUUUGACUAUAAGGUCCAAAUACGGUUUUGGAGAAGCAGAAGUCAAGAAAGGUCAUGUUCUUAUUCCACCAUCUUCCACUUUGUUUUUUGAAAUUGAAAUGGUGGAUUUUUUUAAGGAGAAAGAACCGUGGGAACUGACUAUGGAAGAUAGAUUAAUGGAAGCUGGAAAGAAGAAGGAAGAAGGCAAUGUUCUUUACAAGAGUGGAAAGUAUCAGCGUGCAGGAAAAAAAUAUGACAAGGCCGUUGAUUAUGUUGGUGAAGACGCUUCUUUUGGAGAUGAGCAACAAAAGCAAGUAAAAGUGUUGAGAGUGCAUUGUUGGUUGAACGCAGCAGCAUGCAGUCUGAAACGAGAAGAUUACAAGGAAGCAAUCAAGCUUUGCUCAAAGGUUUUGGAUGUUGAGUUCCACAACAUCAAAGCUUUAUACAGGCGAGCACAAGCGUAUAUGAGAAAUGAUGACCUAGAUUUGGCCGAGUUGGAUAUCAAGAAAGCCUUAGAAGUUGAUCCUGAUAACAGGGAAGUCAAACUGUUACAGAAGACUCUGAAGCAACGUCAAGCUGAGAGCAACCAGCAAGAUGCAAAGUUAUAUGCUAACAUGUUUCCUCAACCUGCCAAAAAUUUGGCGGUGGUUACUAAGAAAUUGAAGGUAGAUGAAGAAAAGUCUGUUGGAACAAAGAAUGUUUCUGUCAGUUCUGCUCUUGAUGAUGAAGAUGAAAAUAAUGCACAUCCUAGUUGAGUUUUUAAUUUAUUUGUAGUAAUAGGAUAGGAUAUUGUGAAUAAUAUCAUGAGUAAACAAUACAAAACUUAUUGUAUUUUCCUAAUUUAAAUUUAAUUUUCUUCCAUUUUCUGUAACACCCUCAGAAUAAAUCGGACUUUUGAAAACACCUUUAAUGAAAAA
This is a messenger RNA of Amaranthus tricolor (Joseph's coat), 2682 nucleotides long. RefSeq names its product peptidyl-prolyl cis-trans isomerase FKBP62-like. NCBI's taxonomy places the organism in Eukaryota, Viridiplantae, Streptophyta, Magnoliopsida, Caryophyllales, Amaranthaceae. The record is from RefSeq and is a predicted model, not a curated record. The coding region runs from base 949 to 2520 and encodes 523 amino acids. Gene Ontology annotation, molecular function: peptidyl-prolyl cis-trans isomerase activity; protein binding. The transcript is spliced from 13 exons.